AACCUUUGUGCCGUCCAAGUCAAGUAACACACACUAUCUUUUCUUAAACAUCUUGAAACUUUAUUGCUGUAAGCAACAGAUUUCACCAUUACACAAGGCUCUCCUAACCUUGAACCUUUUCAUUCUCCGAGCCCCAUCCAUCUUAGAACCUCUCCGAGACAUGUCACUCCGCCCAAGGCAACUGCUAGCAUCUCCCUCCACAAAUGUUGAUGACAAUGCCAAGGAAAUUCCAGCACAGCCUUUGCCACAACGCGCGAUAUCCCAGAGCCUAACAAGCAUGGCACAUUUAGCCAACCUUCUUCCCACCGGCACCGUUUUGGCUUUCCAACUACUUGUCCCUGUCUUCACCAACAAAAGCUCCUGUGACUCCACCACUCGCCCCGCCACCUUCUUCCUCCUCGUCUUCCUGGCUGCCUCCUGCAUCCUAGCCACUUUCACUGACAGCUUCAGGUCAGCUGAGGGACGCGUUUUCUAUGGCUUCGCGACGUUUAAAGGAAUGUGGCUGUUUGAUUACCCCGCUGCACAGAGGUCAGGGACCCCUGACCUCAGGAAAUACAGGUUGAGAAGUAUUGAUUGGAUUCAUGCCAUGCUGUCUGUGCUGGUGUUUGUGGCUGUGGCUUUCAAGGAUAAAAACGUUUUGAAUUGCUUUUACCCAGUUCCAGGCCAUGGAACGCAGGAGGUAUUGAAUAUAGUUCCUGUAGGAAUUGGGGUCAUUUGCAGCAUGCUAUUUGUAGUAUUUCCUACUAGCAGACAUGGUAUUGGUUACCCAGUUUCCACAUAAUGGUAGAACAAUAACUGGAUUUCGAUACACAUCAUCCUAGAAAUCUUUAUUUAGAACAUAAUACAUAUUAACUUU
This is a messenger RNA of Daucus carota subsp. sativus, 856 nucleotides long. Its product is annotated as protein DMP3. Gene Ontology annotation, biological process: endomembrane system organization. Lineage: Eukaryota; Viridiplantae; Streptophyta; Magnoliopsida; Apiales; Apiaceae. The transcript has a single exon. The record is from RefSeq and is a predicted model, not a curated record. The coding region runs from base 161 to 781 and encodes 206 amino acids.